This is a messenger RNA of Puccinia triticina, 2532 nucleotides long. RefSeq lists its product as uncharacterized. The record is from RefSeq and is a predicted model, not a curated record. Bases 1 to 2532 code for a protein of 843 amino acids. Gene Ontology annotation, molecular function: RNA binding. Gene Ontology annotation, cellular component: sno(s)RNA-containing ribonucleoprotein complex. Gene Ontology annotation, biological process: ribosome biogenesis; box H/ACA snoRNP assembly; pseudouridine synthesis. Lineage: Eukaryota; Fungi; Basidiomycota; Pucciniomycetes; Pucciniales; Pucciniaceae. The transcript is spliced from 3 exons.
AUGCAUAUUCAAUUUCCGUCCCCAUCUGUAAAACUUGCUGCCCCGGCUGAGGCUCGCAGCAACCCACCUCUCUCCCCCAGGAUGACUCUCCCCAACCAUUGCCCACCCGACCUCCUUCACCACACAUACAGCAUCCCCGACCUCCACCCAGCGGACAUCUCUGCCCAGCCAAUGCAUCACAUCAUCACCCAGCCCCAAGCUCCCACCGCUCCUCCUGCCCACCGGCCCACUUCUUCGGCCGAUCCCAGAAGUCAUCUCCCCCAAGACAUCCUACAUAUCCUCGAGUCCAAUUUCACCGGCGAUUCCGCAGACAACCAGGACCACAAAGAUCAGCAGAUCAGUCGUGUUGCCGAAGAACUGAGAGUCAAAGUUCGCUUGAGCCGAUACCGACGGGUGCGAGAUCAACUCUCAGAUAGUGAAGAUGAAGACAGCGAGCCGGGAAAAGCAAGCGGAUCAUCAGAGGAAGAUACGGAUGACGAAAGCGAAGAAAAUCGAGACAAGAAGAAUGAUUGCCAUCAAUUUGACCCUCAGAGUCAUAAUGAAGCAGACCUAAUCGACGGAAGUGGUGAUGAAGACGAAGAACCUGCGCCAAAAAUAUCCCAAGAUCCUCUGCCCACAACCUUCGUGGAGCAGCAGGAUCUUACUGCUCCAAAAACGAUCGAAGAAGACGAGUCCGUAAAGAAGCUUCUCGCCCAAGUCCAAUCUCAAAUUGACCAGCUCAAUCAAAGCUCAGAACAUGCACCAAUUACAACGACCGUGCCCCCUGCGCUCACUUGUCCGAAAGGAGAACCGCUACCGUCAACUGUACCUGCAGCCCAAGUGGAACCGGCUCAGCCAAGGUCCAACCCCCUCGGCAAGCCGCUGGUAGCCAAGCCCAAGAAAAAGCCUCCGCCCAAGAAACGUGUGGCGGGGCCCGGCGAAUCUGGAGAUGAAUCGGAGGACGAAGGCGGAGAAACCAACGCGUCCAUGGCGGGGCCAACCACGGCCAACGAACUCAAAGAGCCCCCGCCUGAGGUGGUCGAGGUGCCUUUCACGCGGGUUUCGGACGACGACGAACUGAGGUCGAUCAGUCCUUUUGGCUCGGUCACUUCGCAGAUCGGAAACGUGCUUGUCAUCCAAGGUACCGCUGGACUAGGAUACGAUCGCGUGCUGGAUGAGGGCACUUUGGUCUGUCAGAAGGACGGUCUGGUGGUCGGCAAAAUUUUCGAAACAUUUGGCUCGGUGACCAGCCCUCACUACAGCAUCAGAUUACCUAAUCAUAUCCUAGCUUGCGCGCCUCGAAACGACGAAGAAGGGGUGGACCUCUCUCCCGGGGUCGAGCUAUGCUACCUCCCACGGCACUCGCAUUUUGUCUUCACGGCUGAACUCAAAGCACAGCCGAAGGGGACAGACGCUAGCAACUUCUACGACGAGGAGGUCGGAAACCCCGACGAGAUCGAGUUCAGCGACGACGAGGCUGAAGCGGAGUACCGUAAGGCGUGCAAAUUAGCGAGGAAAACCGCCAAGGAUCCGGGCGGGAACGGAAACCAUCAGAACAAUCCUCGUGCCAACCAUUCAGUCCACGUCUCAGAACACGGGCGACGGAUGAUAGUCCCCAUGCCUUCUGAUAAGCUCAACUAUGGUGCAGAUGAUGUGGCUUACGAUGGAACGGUAGAGUCCGAUUACAGUCUCCUCGAAAGGCCGAAGGAUUUCACUAUCAGUCGUGAUACCUCGAUGUCCGUGCCGACUCCCACUAACCCAACAAACAGACAGACGCCAGGCCAAAGAGCGCGAGGCAAGAAACGCGCCACUGGCGGUCGAGAUAGGAACCGAAAGAAUUUGGCUUCCCAGCCGUCCCAUCCAUCGUCCGGUCAACCCGCCAAUACCGCGUCCGGAAACGGCCCAAGCCGUCCGGCUGGAACUCCCCGGACAGGCACCCAAUCCGGCAGACCGUCCGGGCAUGCGAAUCCGCCCGCUUCUCUCCCCCACAACCCGACCACGAACCGGUACCAGUCCCCCACAGGAGUCCCAGGGACCAUGAUGAUGGGCCCAGGCCCGAUGAACAUGAACUUCGGGGGCCCCGCGAGUGCGAAUGGGGGCCUACAGCAGAGUAUGCAUUCCCCGGCUUACAUGGGGAUGUGGAACGGGACCCACGGCGGGCUGCCGAUGGCCCACCAGAGCCCGAUGAUGAUGUCGGCAAUGAUGAUGGGCCAGUCUUCUGGACAGCAGCAACACCCAUUGGGCGCGGCCAUCCCUUCCUACAACCCCCAUCUUCCCUCCCCCUCCGCUAACCAGUUCUUCCAGUUCGGAUGCCCGAACACCAACAUCAACUCCUCGCUUCCCUCUCCCCCAACUCCCGCUUCUUCUCAACACUUCCCCAUUCAAAACUCGCCCAUCAAUUCCCAGCUCCCGUUCGCGCUUCAUCAGCCUUUCCAGAACAUCCUGCCCCACAACCUGACCCUGGAUCAUAACCAGGCCGCGCAUCAACCGCCUGCACCCAAUAAUAACCCCAACCUAGGCCACUUCAAUCCGUGGUUCUAUAGACCCCCCUGA